This is a messenger RNA of Eucalyptus grandis, 1377 nucleotides long. RefSeq names its product disease resistance protein At4g27190-like. NCBI's taxonomy places the organism in Eukaryota, Viridiplantae, Streptophyta, Magnoliopsida, Myrtales, Myrtaceae. The transcript has a single exon. Gene Ontology annotation, molecular function: ADP binding. The coding region runs from base 1 to 1377 and encodes 458 amino acids. The record is from RefSeq and is a predicted model, not a curated record.
AUGAUCGUCAAAGCGAAAGUAUCACAGACUCCGGACUUGAAUAAAAUCCAAGAUGAUAUUGCUUACUUCUUCGGUCUAAAACUGAAGGACGAGCCAAGUGAAGUAGGAAGAAGAGAUCUUCUGUGUAAGAGAUUACAGAAGGAUCCGAGUGAGAAGAUUCUCGUAAUAUUGGACGAUCUGUGGAAAGAGCUUGAUCUGAGGGAGGUCGGAAUUCCUUCGGGAGACGAGAGCAAGGGAUGCAAGUUGCUGCUAACAUCGAGAUUUAAAAAUGUUCUGGAGCAAAUGAAGCGCAACACCCCCAUAUUUCAUCUUGAAGGUUUAAAGGACAACGAAGCAUUCAGGCUAUUUGAAAAGACGGUCGGUGACAGGCUCAAAGACGAUGAGGAAUUGAAAGCAAUAGCGCCUAAGGUGGUCAAGAAGCUUGCAGGUUUGCCUCUUCUGAUUAUCUCGGUUGCGUGUAGCUUGAAAGAUAGGGAUGUGGACGCAUGGAGAAUUGCUUUGAAAAAAAUAGACCUGUCAAAAAUGGAAACUAUAGUGAAAUUGAGUUACGAUCAUUUGAAGAGUGAGGACACCAAGACCUUAUUCUUGCUUUGCGGUCUUAUUGGUGGGACCAUUCAAGUCGAAAUCCUGCUGGGUUUAGGCAUGGGUUUAGGCUUUUUUGAGGAAUUCGGGAGGACGAUACAAGAUUCAAGGGCUGGAUUGAAUGCUAUGCUCAAUGAACUCCGCUCCGUUUGUUUGUUGUUGGAUGGUGGCGAUGAAAAGAACAAUGUAACCAUACAUGAUCUUUACAGCGAGGUGGUCACCUCAACUCCAUUUGGAGGUCAGAAUUCCUUAAUGAUGAACAGCAAUUAUGGCUCAUGGCCAAAGGAAAAGCUUGAGAAAUGUAGGGCAAUAUGCCAAGUUAAUGUAGGUAGAGAUAGGCUCGAUAAACUAAUGAAGUGUCAGUUUGCCGACUUGAAGAUACUCAUGUUGUCUCAACCACCAAUCCGGUACUGGAUUCCAGAACACCUACGUGAUAUGGGAGAUCACUUGGGACUACUAGAUUUCACAUGCAUGAAGGAGCUUCGAGUCCUAUAUCUUUGCUCUAUGCGUAUCACCAGUUUACAUUCCUCAAUUAGAAUCCUUGGGAACCUCCUGUCUUUAUACUUAGAAAGUUGCAAUGUGGAGGAUGUGGCAAUUCUCGGUAAUCUCAAAGCAUUACAGAUUCUCAGCUUCGCAAGGUCCACAAUUUCGAGGCUGCCUAAAAAAAUCCAAGAACUAACGAAUUUGAGAUUGUUAAACCUAAGCUACUGCAAGCUUAAGAUUAUUAAGCCCGAUGUCCUAAAAUGCUUAAUCAACUUAGAAGAGUUACUUAUGAUGGAAAGCUUUAAUCAAUAG